UUGAAAAUUAUAAGUAAGCACCAAAUGGCUUAUUCAACACUUCUAGUAACUUACUAUUAAGUAUUAAGCCAGCUAGCCAGAAAGGAAGCAAAUAAAAAAGGUCCAAAGAACCUCAAGAUCCUAAGUUCCCCCCUCCAAAAAGAAUUCCUUCCUCUACUUCCUUCCUUCCUUCGACUCCUUUCCACUACUACUUCCCUUUCCCAAUUCGAACACCAUCGCAAAUCUCCUUCUUCUUCCCCACAAUUCCUUCCCAUGCCGGGAUUCCCAAAUCCCCACCUCCCCUUUUUCCUAAUUCUACUCCUGACCUCCAAUGCCGCCUCCUCCGCCGCCAUUAGCGUCGGAGCUCCUCUUCCACACCCUUCCACCCACCAAUUCAAAGAAGCCCCUCAAUUCUACAACUCCCCUGAAUGUCCCGCAAUCGACUGGGACGACGAACGCGAAGGCGCCGCCGGCGACCGCGUAGGCGGCGCAAUAUUCUGCUCGGAUCGAGCCGUCCACGUGGCGAUGACCCUCGACACGGCCUACAUCCGCGGCUCCAUGGCCGCGAUCCUCUCCGUCCUCCAGCACUCCUCCUGCCCGCAGAACAUCGCCUUCCACUUCGUCGCCUCCCAAUCCGCCGACGCGUCGGCCCUACGCGCCACCAUCUCUUCUUCCUUCCCUUACCUCAACUUCCGGGUUUACUCCUUCGACGACUCCUCCGUCGCCCGGCUAAUCUCCACCUCAAUCCGCUCCGCGCUCGAUUGUCCCCUCAACUACGCCCGCAGCUAUCUCGCCAACAUCCUGCCCAUGUGUGUCCGGCGGAUCGUCUACCUCGACUCCGACCUCGUCCUCGUCGACGACAUUGCCAGGCUGGCAAGGACCGACCUCGGGGAGAGGGCGGUGCUGGCGGCGCCGGAGUACUGCAACGCCAAUUUCACUUCCUAUUUUACCCCUACGUUUUGGUCCAACCCUUCUCUGUCGCUCACUUUCGCGGACAGGAGGGCGUGCUAUUUCAACACCGGGGUUAUGGUGAUAGAUCUGGAUCGGUGGAGGGAAGGGGAUUAUACAACCAAAAUCGAGGAGUGGAUGGAGCUGCAGAAGCGAAUUCGGAUCUACGAAUUGGGUUCCCUGCCGCCUUUCUUGCUCGUCUUCGCCGGCGAAAUCGUCCCCGUGAACCACCGGUGGAACCAGCACGGCCUGGGAGGGGACAAUUUCAGGGGGCUUUGCCGGGAUUUGCAUCCGGGGCCGGUGAGCUUGCUGCAUUGGAGCGGGAAAGGGAAGCCGUGGGCCCGGCUCGACGCCAAUCGGCCGUGUCCGCUUGACGCGCUCUGGGCUCCGUACGAUCUGUUGCAGACGCCGUUCGCUUUGGAUUCCUGACCGGGAAUUGGGGUGGGGAAACGCGGAAAGGUGAAAGAAACCCGUAAAUGGCGGCACGAAUUGAACGAAUCCGAAGCGGGAUUAUAGGCCGGCGGACGGCCGGAGAUAUCGGGAUGUCGAGAUUCCGGCGGCCGACACGGGUGGAAUUGUGUAGUAGCGGAAGGAAGGAUGUAGAUGGAAAAGAGGGGAAGGUUAUACAGAAGUUAAUAAUUUUUUUUACUGUUUGUCUAUACACAUAUCAACUUCUCUGUGAAUUUUGAUUUUGUGAAGUGGGGGAAAAAAAAUAAACUUUUUACUGUCGUUUUCUUACUGUGUUUUUUACCAAUGUUAACGGCGAAAGACUGUAUAGCUAAAAAGAGCAUAUUCUAGGUGUGUUGGAUGAAUGAUUAUGAAUGAAUGAAUCAGUGAACUCUGCAAUAAGAAAUUAGUUAAUGUUGAACAGUAAGUUUUUAGUGUUCUAUAAGAUACCGCCAAUGCAGAAUUAAUCGAAUGAUUGUAU
Molecule: messenger RNA, 1855 nt
Organism: Linum trigynum
Lineage: Eukaryota; Viridiplantae; Streptophyta; Magnoliopsida; Malpighiales; Linaceae
Source: the annotation of a GenBank genome assembly